This is a messenger RNA of Ficedula albicollis (Collared flycatcher), 1459 nucleotides long. It is a transcript of the gene SFRP2, whose product is annotated as secreted frizzled-related protein 2. The record is from RefSeq and is a predicted model, not a curated record. Gene Ontology annotation, molecular function: Wnt-protein binding. Lineage: Eukaryota; Metazoa; Chordata; Aves; Passeriformes; Muscicapidae. The transcript is spliced from 4 exons. The coding region runs from base 50 to 928 and encodes 292 amino acids. Gene Ontology annotation, biological process: negative regulation of canonical Wnt signaling pathway; non-canonical Wnt signaling pathway; canonical Wnt signaling pathway.
CCCCCGAGCCUUUCACCAGCCCCCCCCUCCACGUCCUCCGCGCCCCAAAAUGCAGCGCCGCCUCUGCGCCCUGCUGCUGCUGGCGUCCCAGUGCAUGGGCUCGGCCGCCGGGCUCUUCCCCUUCGGGGAGCCCGACUUCUCUUACAAGCGCUCCAACUGCAAGCCCAUCCCCGCCCCGAUGCUGCUGUGCCGGGGCAUCGAGUACCAGAGCAUGCGGCUGCCCAACCUGCUGGGGCAUGAGACGGUGCAGGAGGUGCUGGAGCAAGCGUCCACCUGGAUCCCGCUGGUGCAGAAGCAGUGCCACCCCGACACCAGGAAGUUCCUCUGCUCCCUCUUUGCCCCCGUCUGCAUCGACGACCUGGACGAGAUCAUCCAGCCCUGCCACUCGCUCUGCGAGGAAGUGAAGGAGAGCUGCGCCCCGGUGAUGUCCGCUUUCGGCUUCCCCUGGCCCGACAUGCUGGACUGCAGCCGCUUCCCCAAGGACAACGACCUCUGCAUCCCGCUGGCCAGCAGCGACCACAUCCUCCCCGUCACCAGGGAAGCACCCAAGGUCUGUGAUGCCUGCAAAAACAAAAAUGAAGAUGAUAAUGACAUCGUGGAAAACCUCUGCAAAAACGACUUUGCCUUGAAGAUAAAAGUGAAGGAGAUUGCCUACAUCAAUGGGGAUACCAAGAUCACCCCUGAAACAAAGAGCAAAACUAUCUACAAACUGAAUGGGCUAACAGAAAGAGAUCUGAGGAAGAUAGUGCUCUGGCUCAAAGGUGGCCUCCAGUGUACCUGCGAUGAGAUGAACGACAUCAGUGUCCCCUACUUGGUGAUGGGGCAGAAGCAAGCUGGGGAACUUGUGAUCACUUCGCUGAAGCGGUGGCAGAAAGGCCAGCGGGCUUUCAAGCGGUUCUCCCGCAGUAUCCGCAAACUGCAGUGUUAGUGGCUUUGUCUCUGGCUGUCCUCCAGCAGCCGCCCCUGUCCCAAGUUCUCUGGGCCUCCCGCGCCUUCGUGCUUUGGCCCCUGUGAGCCUCAAGAUGCUGUGGGCACAAGACACAGUGACCACUGUCUCAGAGGGGAAGAACUCCUCCACUUUUGUACAUAGGUUAAAUUGUAAUAAAAAAAACCAAAGACUAUUUUUGGGAAGUAUUGAAGUAUCUUGCUUAAAACUUGGGGUUUUUUUAUGAUUGCAAAUGUGAUUUUGGUCAGAGGCUUUUCCCUCUUCGUUUCAGUAAUGCUGGUUCAUUUAUAUUGCUGCUUCUCUGUAUGCGUGCAUGUUUGUUGUGCCACAGCAGGAGUCACCGAGAAAGCCAAGCGUGUGACUGGCCUGUAACUGCAAGCAUGGCACUUCCGCUGAGGUUACACAGCUUUCCAUCUGCCUUAACACUAUAAAAGUCACGUUACAGCUCUUGCAUGUGAUACAUAGGCACCAGUAAGAGUAUAUUAAUUAUUCUCACAUUUUAUUUUCCUAAAG